ACUGAGGAGGGAAAAAAAAAAAGAGUUUUUCACGUGGGGUUUGAAGUUGAGGUUGUUAUGGAUGCGUUAAAUGUAAGUCAUAAAUUUGGUGAAUUUUAUGCUCAUCCUAUAAGGUUAGGAACUGAUAGCUCAGUUAUUCGUUUUUUGUUUAUUAAGAAGCACGAAGGAAAGGAAGAUGAUGUUAAACCUUCCGACCGUACAUUGUUUAUUGUAAAUGUACCACAGUGCUUGAAUAAAAAGUGCCUGAAGUACAUAUUGAAGGAUACUGGUGACAUAAAAAAGAUAUUUAUACACAGCAAACCGAAAGGUAUUGAGGAAACUGCUAAAUCUGAACAAUCAAAAUAUUUUUCUGAUCAAGAAUCAUUUCUGGGGCCCAAAGUAGCUUAUGUGGUUUUUAAAAAUCCAUCUAGUUUGAAAAAAGUUUUGAAAUUGAGAACUACUGAUGUACUUUCCGUUCCAUUAGAUUUAUUCAGGUCUAAUAUUGGCCAAAAUAAAUGGUCACGUGAAUACAAUUCGCAAUUUAUUGAUCCUGAUGAUCUUCAAAAAGAGAUAGAAUCAUAUAUGAGUGAAUAUGAUAAAAAAAUUGAAGAUGAGAAAGACAGUAAACAAAUGGAUGGCGUUGCUGAUGAAGAAGGAUGGAUUACUGUAACGAGACAUAGCAGGAAACCUAAAAUUCCACGUUCUGAAGCUGUUGGUAAAAAGAUACUUGAUAAGAACAAUCGUGCACAGGCCAAAAAAACUUUACUAAACUUUUAUAGGAGUCAACUGAGAGAUGCCAAAAUGCAGCAAAUAGAAGAACUUCGUAAAAAAUUUGAAAGGGACAAAGAACGCAUAGCAUUAAUGCGUGCCAACAGAAAAUUUAAACCUUUUUGAAACAUUCAAUCAUGUUAAAAAAUCUAUGUUUGUUUAAAAUAAUAACUGAAAUUUUGUAUACUAUGAAACUGGUAGUAUUUUUUAUAAAAUUUUUUAUUUAAAUAUUA
Stegodyphus dumicola is the source of this 980-nucleotide messenger RNA. Its product is annotated as ribosomal RNA-processing protein 7 homolog A pseudogene. The record is from RefSeq and is a predicted model, not a curated record. Lineage: Eukaryota; Metazoa; Arthropoda; Arachnida; Araneae; Eresidae.